Tremella mesenterica DSM 1558 is the source of this 1068-nucleotide messenger RNA. RefSeq lists its product as uncharacterized. The transcript has 4 exons. The coding region runs from base 1 to 1068 and encodes 355 amino acids. Lineage: Eukaryota; Fungi; Basidiomycota; Tremellomycetes; Tremellales; Tremellaceae. The record is from RefSeq and is a predicted model, not a curated record.
AUGCGUCUCACAACACCUUUAUUACUCUCACUCGUUUCUCUUCUGGAAGCUUCAGCUCGUCCUGAACCUGUACCUCAACCCCUACCCCAACCUCCACCCCCUCAACUCCGUUACCUACAACCUCGCCCUCCCUAUCAACCACCUUCCAUCCCAAAAUCGAACCAAAAACCCAAAGUAAAUUCUCAACCAAUUAUCAUCCAAGAUACUUUCUUAGAUGACGAUGAAGAAUCAAUCUCUUCGAUUCAAUCGGAAGGAUAUCAAGAAGAAAUCAUAGUUAAAACUCCCGAAGAAAUUGAAGAAGAAGAACAAGCUGCUUGGCUUGCUUUGAGAGAAAAAGAUAGAGCUAAUAGAGGUAGAACUGGUCCUGUUGGUUUAGCAGAAGAAUUCGCAGGUUAUGCAAGAGCUAAAAAAGGUCCAAGAAGGAGAAGAAGAAAGAAUGUUAAUAAAGUCAAAAAAGAGAAUUUAAAAAUCCGAGAAUUUGAUGAAAGUGGUAAAUCGGAAUUGGGGAGUUUAGCAAGGGGUUUCAAAGAUGAAUAUGAAAAGAAAAUGGGAAUGAGGAAAGAAAAAGUUUUGAGUGGAGAUGAAGAUAAAUGGAGAGAUUACGCUCAAGCUGAAACUGUUGCUGCGGCACAUUCGAUGGGUAAAGCUAAAAAGGUGGAAGAUGAUACUGAGAGAAAUAACAAGAUGGGAAAGGAUACGGAAAGUAAGAACGGGGAAGGAAAUGAGGGGGAAGGGAUGGAAGGGUAUUCGAGAUGUUUGACUCAAGGUAGGAUAGUAGGGUAUGCUAGGUAUCCCGGUUGGGUGUUGGAAGGAGAUGAGUUGAGCGGGUCAGUACCAGUCACACCGGAAAUGUCGUGCAUGUCAGCCUGUACCCAUUAUGGGGAGGCCUGCACAGGGGUUUCCUUCUCCCCAUCCAAAAAGUCCUGUCGAUUGAAAGGUAUCACCAUCCUCUCUUGGGAUCUACGACCUUCGACCGCGACUGGAGAUGUGGUCGAUCUGGCAGGUGGAUGUGAAGCUUGGGCUCCAUUUGUUCCCCCCGAGAUGAACGCAGUAUGCUGUGACGCCUGA